Molecule: messenger RNA, 1381 nt
Organism: Xenopus laevis (African clawed frog)
Lineage: Eukaryota; Metazoa; Chordata; Amphibia; Anura; Pipidae
Gene: anapc13.2.L
Product: anaphase promoting complex subunit 13, gene 2 L homeolog
Biological process (GO): protein K11-linked ubiquitination
Cellular component (GO): nucleus; anaphase-promoting complex
Source: RefSeq, marked provisional
AGACUUGCGCCAUUUCCUGUGAGGAGACAAGGAAGUUGUAGUUAACUGUUUCGCGGGAGGUCUAUUCUUCAGCUUACUUACAUCAGUGCACCCGCCGAUUAAUGGACAGCGAGGUGCUGAGAGAUGGACGGAUUUUAGAUCUAAUCGAUGACGCUUGGAGGGAGGAUAAACUGCCAUAUGAGGAUGUGACCAUCCCUCUGAAUGAGCUUCCGGAGCCAGAGCAGGAUAAUGGAGGAGCAACAGAGUCUGUUAAAGAACAGGAAAUGAAAUGGGCUGAUCUGGCACUGCAGUAUUUACAUGAAAACAUUCCUUCAUCGGGCAGCUAAAAGCAGUCAACACAGUAUAGAUUUUUUUUGUGUACAAGCUAAAAUGUCCAGGAAUGUUUUUUUCUUAGUGAGCUAUGUUUCCAAAGAGUUAAUAGAGCCACUAAAGCAUUCCAUAUUGUUAGGCACUUUUUCUUUGGUGGGGUGUUCUCAACUUUGGACAAAUAAUCUCUAGUAAACUAGAGUAUUCGAAUAUAUACGAUGUUCAAAUGUUAACUAACAAGUAGAGUAAUAAAUACAGCAACAAAACGUGUGAUAGCACUUUUAUAUCAGUGUGUGGCACUACAAGUUUUAAAGUAGUACUAAAAUAUGUCCUAUUGGUCUAUUGUUUUUUUAAAACUCAUAGAUUUUUCAAUAAAUUGCAAUUAGUCAAAUUUCGAGUUCAUAGGAGUUUCCCAUGAACUCGAAAUUUGACCCUAGAUAAAUCUGCCUCUAUCUGUUAGUAAAUAUCAAGUGACCAGAGUUCUAUAUAAUUUUUUGCUUGAAGGAUUUUAGAGCCCAAUAACCAUUUUUUCGUAGUAGUACUAUGAAAACUACUACUAUAAAAAAAAAAGUAGUUAACAACAUGUUAAUGGUACAUUCAUAGUCAGAAUAGGUUGUAAAAAGAAGGUCCAUUUAUCAACAUUCUAAUGUUAAAGGUUUUUCAAACCACAAAUAAGCAGAUUUUCUAUAAAAUUACAAAUGCCAAGUAAUUUAUUAACAAAACAAAAAAAAGUGCCAAUACAAUGAAUUUCACCACGUGCUGCUCAGUUCUGAUCGUGCAGUGAGAGAUUUAUAUGUUCACAAGUAUACAUCUUUCUAGAAGUCAGCCCUUAUCCAAAUUAAUUUAGUAAGGUGCAAGGCACUUUGAGAAAAGGUCUGAAACUUUGUUAUUGCUUAGGUCACAGCCCUCUUCACUGAACUAAAGACUUUUUUAAAGAAUAUAUCCAGUCAUACCUUCUAUUAUUGAAAAUGUGGAUAUACACAACAUAGCUGCUUAGAACGUUUUCCUGAUAGCCGUGCAGCAAUAUGGAUUUUAUAUGAAUCUGGUUUUCAAGAAGUAAUAAACCUCCUAACAA